Messenger RNA from Camponotus floridanus (Florida carpenter ant), 1760 nucleotides. RefSeq names its product aminopeptidase N-like. Gene Ontology annotation, cellular component: cytoplasm. Gene Ontology annotation, molecular function: peptide binding; metalloaminopeptidase activity; zinc ion binding. Gene Ontology annotation, biological process: peptide catabolic process; proteolysis. The record is from RefSeq and is a predicted model, not a curated record. Bases 4 to 1683 code for a protein of 559 amino acids. Lineage: Eukaryota; Metazoa; Arthropoda; Insecta; Hymenoptera; Formicidae. The transcript has 9 exons.
CGGAUGAUGGACUUGUUUGUGGUACAAAUUCAACAAGAAUCCCUUCAUUUCGAUACUGAAUAUAAUACAUCACUUUAUAAUACAUCAUUCAACAUUUUUUUUGAACAUUACAGUUACAUUAAAGUUUACAGUGUAUUGCGUAUAUUACAAGAAAUGAUUACUGAAGAGAUAUUUUGGCAGAGUAUUCGUAUAUAUGUAAAGGACAACAAGCCAACUUUUAACUAUUUUGAUGAAAUUAUGAAGAAUAGAAUUCGAACCCUUUCGGAUGUAGACAUUCAAAUAUCUAUAUACGAUUUAACUCGUAUAAAGCAACUAAUCACUACGCUGCUCACGUCUCCAAUAAAGCGAACAUAUUAUAUUGUAAUGGAAAUAGUACGAGAUUAUAAAGUUUAUUAUUAUUAUACUAAACCGAUAAAAAGGUUGAUAUCAAAUUUAAAUAAGUCGGCGGAUGAUUUCAUAUCUACAUCGGAUAAGUUGAGAAAUAACUACAACAUUCAUAAUAUAGGACCGGAUAACUUUAUGGUAUAUAAUCCAGAACAAACUGGAUAUUAUCGAGUCAAUUACGAUAUCGAGAACUGGCGAAGAAUGGCAAGUUAUCUAAAUUCUACAAAUUAUAGGGAAAUACAUGUUUUGAAUCGUGCUCAAAUUAUCGAUGACGCUUUCCACUUAAUGAUAACAAACCAACUUAAUUCCACUGUAUUCUGGAAUAUUGCAAAAUAUCUAUCACAAGAAACAGACUACGUGGCAUGGUAUCCUAUGUUUAAAGCUUUAGAAUAUCUGUCCAAUAUCUUUCUAUUUCAGGAAAGAAUAUAUAUUAAAAUCAAGGUGAAAGUGCUAAUCUUACUAAACAAGUUGCUUGAUUCACUUAAAUACAAUGAACUUGAUUCUAAUGAACACGAUCUUACAAAGAGUUUGAGAAUGGAGGCUGCGAAAUGGGCAUGUAAUCUUGAUGGUCGCAUAUGCAUAGAAACAGCCCAACAUAACUUAAUUUCACAUCUCGAGAAUCCAGAAAAGAACACGCUUUUGCCAUGGUGGAAAGAAUGGACAUAUUGUCAAGGUUUAAAAAUAUUGCACUAUCCUCUUAGCAAUGAAAGUAUGAAGGAUUCACCUUGGUGGAAAGUAUAUCGUCUGGGAAAAGAAAAAUUUAAAACUAAAUUUUUAAAAUAUCUGUCUUGCCCUGAGGAUUCAACAUUUAUCAUACCCUAUUUAAAUCUAAUAAAACAUGAUAGUGCACCAUCGAUUAUAUUUUUAAAAGAUUUUUCCGAUAAAGAUUAUAUUAAUUAUUUUCUUUUUACUAUCGCGAAGCAUGCAAGGACUCCUGCAGUACUCGAUUUCAUAUUACACAAUCUUAAGAAUAUAAAACCUAAACAAAUCAGCGAGUAUGCAACAUUUACUGUAAUUAUUAAUCAUGUGUAUUCCACAGAUCAACUCCAAAAGAUAAACGACUUCUUAACAGAUAAAUUUUUUAAUGGAAUGCAAGUUAAAUUAAAUGAAUGUAAGAAGUUAUCGCGUUUUUUGAAUGAAAGAAAUAUGAAAGUAGAGACAUGCUUUACAGAAUUAGCAGAAAAUUUCACAUGUAUGCAGCCAUAUACUUCAAAUAUUGUAAGCAAAUUACAAAUGCGCUUUUUCGAAAUCAAAAGUCAACAGAAUUACUUUCAAAAUUUUGUCAAAUAUCAACAAUAACCGUUUGAUAGAAGUAACAAUUGUGACGCAAAUACAUCUAUAUAUCUUUUUGACAAAUAGCUUUUUAUAAUGUUUAU